Messenger RNA from Triticum turgidum subsp. durum (durum wheat), 846 nucleotides. NCBI's taxonomy places the organism in Eukaryota, Viridiplantae, Streptophyta, Magnoliopsida, Poales, Poaceae. The record is from the annotation of a GenBank genome assembly.
AUGGGCAUCUUUCAGGUCAAGGCCACGGCCGGUGACACCCACCUCGGCGGCGAGGAUUUCAACACCCACAUGGUAAAACACUUAGUGCGGGAGUUCCUUAAGAAGUACAAGAUGAAUGACAUCAGGAAAAACCCAAGGGCGCUUCGCCGGCUCAGGACGGCCUGCGAGAAGGCCAAGAGGGUGCUCUCCUGUGCGUCCCAGGCCACCGUUGAGAUCGACUCGCUUCACGACGGCAUCGACUUCCAUGGGGUCAUCACCCGCACAAAGUUCGAGGAGCUCAACAUGGACCUCUUCAGCAAUUGCAUCGUGCAUGUGGAGAAGUGCCUGAGCGACGCCAAGAUGGACAAGUCUAUGAUCGAUGACAUCUUGCUCUUGGGUGGCUCCUCCCGGAUCCCAAAAGUCCAAGAGCUCCUUCGGGAUUUCUUCGACGGGAAAGAACUCUGCACAAGUAUCAACCCGGACGAGACCGUCGCCUACGGUGCCGCUGUAAAGGCAGCGCUCCUCAACGACGAGGGCUUCAAGGAAGUGCGGGAUGCAGUCCUGCUCGAGGUCACCCCGCUCUCACUUGGGGUGGAGACGGAAGGUGGUGUCAUGAGCGUGCUGAUCCCGAAGACCACUACCAUCCCGGUCAAGAAGGAGAGGGUUUACACGACUUGCUACGACAACCAGACCCAGGUGCUGUUUCUGGUGUACCAAGGCGAGGGGUCGGAAACCAAGGACAAUAUCCUCCUCGGGAAGUUCACUCUCGGUGGCAUCCCCCGAGCGCCCAGGGGCGAGCCGAAGAUCAACGUCACCUUUGAAAUCGAUGCUGACAGCAUACUGCAGGUACGGGCAACAAGAACAUAA